AUGGAAAUCAAAAGCAAAUUUCCGGCGUGGAAGAAGAAAAAACGAAAGUUUCAAAUUGACAAAGAUGGGAAGAAAAUCAAACCAAACCCCGGUGCUCAAAUAUCAAAAAUACUUCAAAAUGGUAAAGUCAAUGGAAAUUCACGACAAACUGGUGGUCAGGAGCAAAAAUUUCAAAAUUUGGAAGCAUUAAAAAAGAAAACAAUGUUGCUGAAAAAAAAGAAAAAACAAAUGAAUAAUUUUCAAAAAGAAGAGGAACUACUGUCAUCUACUUUUCGAAUUACAAAUGGAAUUUUAAAAAAGGAGAAGAAAAUUGAGGUCACAACGAUUUCGACACAAACUCCAAAAAAACUACCAAAGACCCCAAUAUCGACUCCUUCUAAUUCGAAAAAUGCCACACCAAUGUCUACUCGAAAGCAUUCUUCGUCUCAACAAUCGCCUCCACAUUUCGAAGCAAAUUACGAAAAGUUUUCAAGACCCCAACUUCCAAUUGAUGCUGUUGAACAACAAUUGAUGUAUGAGUUGGCAUCACAAGAAACGCUUAUUGUAAUUGGAGAAACUGGAUCAGGAAAAUCCACACAAGUACCUCAGCUUUGCGUACGUGCUGGAAUUGCCAACAGCGGAUCUAUUGCCGUAACUCAACCUCGUCGAGUGGCUGCUAUUUCCCUAGCAUCACGAGUGGCAACUGAAAUGGGAACAAAUAUUGGUGGAAUCGUCGGAUAUCAUGUACGAUUCGAGAAUGCAACUUGUCAUAAAACAAAGAUCGAGUAUAUGACUGAUGGAAUUGUAUUAAGAAAAGCUCUUGUCUCUCCUCUUCUCGAUAAAUACUCUUGCGUAAUCAUUGAUGAAGCACACGAACGGAGUCUACAUUCAGAUGUUCUUAUGUGUAUUCUGAGACAAUGUCAGGAUCAAAGAAGGGAAACAAAUAACCCGCUAAGAUUGAUUAUUAUGUCAGCUACAUUACAGGCAGAAAAAUUCCAAUCAUAUUUCAACAAUGCCAAGGUAGUAUUGGUUGCUGGUCGUACCUUCCCAAUUGAAGUUUUCCACGUGAAUCCGAAGAUCAAUAAAUCAUUUUCUUCAACGGAUUAUGUGUAUAAUGCAGUUAUCUGUGUGAAAUAUGUUCAUUUAACAGAACCCAAGGGACGCGAUAUUCUGGUUUUCCUAACAGGAAGUGAAGAAAUUGAAGCCGUAGCAUCUCAACUCGCCGAGCUCAAUGGAUCACUUCCAGCUUCUGCUGAUGUUCUUAUGCCAGUUCCACUUUAUGCAGCUUUACGACCGGAGAAACAGAAAGAAGCUUUUAGGAAAACUCCACAAGGCGCCCGAAAAGUAAUCAUCUCGACAAAUAUUGCUGAAACAUCUGUAACAAUUCCUGGAAUUAGAGUAGUAAUCGAUUCGGGUAAAGUUAAAACAAAACGUUUCGAAGCUUUUAAUCGUAUCGAUGUUCUAAAAGUUCACAAUGUGAGUAAGGCUCAAGCCAAACAAAGAGCUGGAAGAGCUGGAAGAGAUGCACCUGGCAAAUGUUAUAGACUGUAUUCCCGAGAAGACUUCCACAAAUUCGAAGCAGAAAAUAUGCCAGAAAUUCUACGUUGCAAUUUAUCAGCGACAUUCCUCGAACUAAUGAAGCUUGGAAUGAAGAAUCCGCAUCGAUUGAAACUUAUUGAUCCUCCUGAAACUGAUAAUAUCAAUGCUGCUUUGUUGGAGCUUACGUCACUCGGCGCAAUUCGUCCCGUGAAUUCGGAUCGAAGUAAAUUCGCACUCACUGAGAUGGGAGAUGCAUUCUGUAUGUAUCCAUUGCCACCAGAUCAUGCAAGAAUUCUAUUCCAAGCUCAAAAGGAGGGAUGUAUUAUGGAAGCGAUUAAAAUUGUUGCAGCAAUGCAGACAGAUGCUCUAUUUUCUGGAGCUGGUGACUCGAAAAGUGAUGCAGAUGUUGAUAGAAUUAGAAGACGAUUUGAAACGAGAGAGGGUGAUCAUAUCACGCUACUCAAGCUUGUUUUAGUUACUAAUCAGUUUUUUGAUCAGUUGAACAAGAAAACAGAAUCUGAUGCGAGAUACGGGAAGGCCAAUAAAUCAUUGGAACGUGAAUAUAAUCAAACUAUCAGGAAAUUCUGCAAUGAUAAUAUGAUCAACGAACAACAUUUGAAAACAGCUUCAAUGAUUGAGGAACAAUUAAAACAAAUUGCAAUUGAACAGAAAGUUACAUUCUCAACGUGUGGAGCUGAUUUUAUGAAAAUGAGAAAAGCGUUGGCUCUCGGAAUGUUCUUGAAUAGUUGUGAAUAUGAUCGUCAGGAAGAUCGAUAUCGAUUAAUGAUUAAUCCUGCGAUUACUCUGAAAAUUCAUCCAUCGUCUUGCCUCUCAAGAUCAAAACCUGCAUACAUUGUGUUUUCUGAAUUAAUGAAGACUAAUGAUCUCUUUGCGCUACAAGUGACCCUUAUCGACGGCGAUUGGGUUCGCCCAUUGAUCAGCGAUCACAAGAAAAUGCGUGCAAAUCAUUUGGCUGAAACGACAGAACGAGUACAACAAAUCACUCGUUUAGAACCAAAAGCCAAAAAAGCAAAACUCAAUGUCACAUUUUAACGUUUUGCUCUUUGUUUUUCUCCCUCUUAACCUCUCAAUUGUUCGUGUUUCUCGCUUCUCUUUCCGCCUUGAAACCAGUUAUUUGUUUUUGUUACCCAUCUCAAUUUGUUUUCAUUUUUAUCCAUUUUUCUGUUUUUCCCCCUACCUCUAUAUUUAUCCACCAAUUCUUACAUUAUCUCUGUCAGUCUCGAAACCAUUCUCUUUCAAAAAUCUCAUCGUCUUACCAUUUUUCGGUUUUUCAUAAAAAUAAUGUUUUGCAACCGAUGGUUUUUUUUUCAACUUUUGAAAUAAGUAAACGAACAGAAUAGAAGA
Caenorhabditis elegans is the source of this 2883-nucleotide messenger RNA. It is a transcript of the gene let-355, whose product is annotated as RNA helicase. NCBI's taxonomy places the organism in Eukaryota, Metazoa, Nematoda, Chromadorea, Rhabditida, Rhabditidae. The transcript has 16 exons. Gene Ontology annotation, molecular function: nucleotide binding; RNA helicase activity; ATP binding. Bases 1 to 2571 code for a protein of 856 amino acids. The record is from RefSeq and is marked reviewed. Gene Ontology annotation, cellular component: nucleolus.